Lineus longissimus is the source of this 5249-nucleotide messenger RNA. RefSeq names its product epithelial cell-transforming sequence 2 oncogene-like. Bases 177 to 3611 code for a protein of 1144 amino acids. Lineage: Eukaryota; Metazoa; Nemertea; Pilidiophora; Heteronemertea; Lineidae. Gene Ontology annotation, molecular function: protein binding; guanyl-nucleotide exchange factor activity. The record is from RefSeq and is a predicted model, not a curated record. The transcript has 20 exons.
AUAUGGCUGUCAAAUUCUGAAAACUUCAGAAAUUGCCCAAGGAAAGUUGCUUUUGCGGCCGGUAAACAACCCAAAGCAUCCAUAUUCUCAGUGUUGCUUGAAGGGCAUUGUUUACUGAUGCAAAUUAACCUGAGUUUUAUGAGAUCUAAUCCUGUUUUGAGUGAGAAAAAUAAGUAAUGAGUGCCACACGAAGUAGGCCUGGCAGUGCUGCUGGCCCUGCCUCAAAAACCACCACCAAGAAGAAGCGACUGAGCCUCACAGACAAUGACGCCAAGGUGCUUGGGAAUUAUGAAAGAAGGAAGGAAGCAGCAGUACCAACGACACAGUUCACAACGAAGAUGUUUCGGACCUACAACAGCACUUGGACUCCGAUGGUGCACAAGCCAUCGAAUCAGUUGAUUUUCACUGAGAGGUCGGAGCUUGUUUCACAUUGGUUUGAUGUUUGGACGGAUGCCCAGCGGAAACGUUUCCUUGACGUGAUCCUCCGGCAUUGCAAACGCUCACAGUUCUACUUCCUUCAGAACUGGUUCCAGGAGCGCGUGCCGAUGAGACAUCUAGACUUCACCACAGUUCUCCCUCGCUUCCUCACACUGUAUAUCUUCUCAUUCCUUGACCCAAGAAGUGCAUGCAGAGCAUCAGAAGUAUGUUGGAGAUGGAAGUUCUUGGCUGAGCAGGAUGAAAUCUGGGCACCAAAGUGUAUGAAGCUCGGCUGGUACUUGCCUUAUUCUCCUGCAUCUAAUGAGUACGGUGCUUGGAAGAAACACUACGUGGCGUGCCUGAUGACACUGGAUGUCCAAGGGCCAGACACAGAGGCUGCGCUUUAUGGACGCCUAGGGGAUGGCACGGAAAUCAAGAAGGGGAAGAAGAAGAAUGUCUUGCUCAGAUCGAACAAGUUACCAAAGGAGGCUAGCGAUUUGGUCAUUUCUUCUCGUCCUCCCUGGAUGGAUCCAGACAAGAAACCAAAAGAUCUUGAAAUGGCAGCUAAGUCACUCCUAGAUGGUCGCAACCCUAACGACGUCAGGUUAGACAAAUCGCAGUUGACAUUCCAUAACAAGUUUGGCCAAGUCGAGCCAAAUCUGCUUUCGAGGUCUCUUCCGACGUCCCUAGGGGAACAUACUGAAUUCGGACUGCAAUCGUCCAAGAGAAGAUCAGGGCAUAGGAUACUCACAGGCGAUGAAGACCAUGAUCUGACCAUGGACCAGCUGAGGAAGAUGACACUGUCCAAGAGUGUAGAGCUUCAGAACCUGGAGGAGAUGAGGUUACAGCAGAUUGUUGGGACGUCGUGGGAACCACCUCCGAAGAGGAUCAUGCCUAAAAGGACAAAUUUAACAGGAGGUGGGGACUACCCAAUUCCAUGGAGCAGCAAGGACAAACGCUCUAUGGCGAUGAACUAUCCUAACCACGUCAACCCAAGGAUCGUGUUCAUCUCGUCUCGUGUCCCAGCAGCUGAUCUAUUAGUUGAUGCUGUCCUAUUUGGUGUGAUCCCUAUUGUCUACGAGUAUGAAGGUACAACGCUAGAUUCUCUGAUGGGCAGGCUUGACAACAUAUUAGAGGGACGCCAUGCAUCGACUAUUGGUAUAUUCUGCCACCAGGACGAACCUUCGGAGAUGAGACUCGUCCAUGGAUUUACGGCAGACUUGGACGAUCUCGACAACCCAGACGUCCUGGAGUUUUUCGAAUUUGUCGCCAACCACACUCUGCCGGCCAACCAGGGAGGAAGAAUUGAUUUAUUUGUACCGCUCGGUGCUAGUGAGUACGGCACUGAGCUCAUGACACAGCUUCAGCUUGUGACCGGGCAGCAAUUCAAUGCUCCCACUGGAAUCAUCGGAAACUAUAAUCACAUCAACAGCGAGUGGUUACUGAACAAUGCCGAUGGUGGCAGCCCACCUGGCCUGUACUUUGCUCAGAGUAAACUGAACGUCUGGGCAAACACUGCCGACAUUGUGCAGGAAGCGAUCUCGGUCACCAAGAAAAACCUGAGUGGAUACUUCGAACAGAAGCACAGAGAUCUGGUGUCACAGGUUACAGGUCAGAUGGUAUUCGAUGCAAUGGGCCAGACCGACAUCCAAGGAAUCAACGAAGUGACAACUGUACUUGUAGAAGGUCUGGUAACCCUUGGCAAGCAGAAGAAUGUACGACCCAUAGAAUUCCUGGGGAAGUUUCUGUUGGAGAAGUCGGGCAUGACCGUCAUGGAGAAAAUGUCCAGCACUCAGUCUGGGACUCAGAAGACGGUCUCGGGCAUUGGCAGCAAUCCAAGAAAAUCCUUUGAUCAAUACUCUGAGGAGUUUGAAGCUGAAGAUGGAUUAGAUGGGACCAUUGAUGAGGAGAUUGAUGAGGACAUAGAGGAAGAUAUUGAAGAAGACAUUGAUGGGGGAAGCAUUGGAGGAGAAAAGGAAAAGAAGGACCAACCUAAGAGAUACAAAGAAAAACAAAACGAAAUGAAGAUGAGCAAGUCAUCAGGAUCAGCCACCAUCAACGGCUCCUCACAGUAUCCUGGUCCAACUAUGACUAUGACACCGCGCUACACCAAAAGAUCUGGGACAACAGCCAAAGUGCCAAUUAGACUCUCGACUGAGGAGUUUGCCAUCCAGCCUGACAAGCGAGCAGCCACGGCCAGAGAGAUCCACGCCUCAGAAGUCGAGUUCAAGAGAACGUUAGAAAUCUUACGUGACGUGUACAUCCAGCCUCUGAGAGCUGCUCUCUCGUCGAACAGGGCGAUCGUCAGCGCUGCCAGUGUUCAAACUAUUUUCUCCAACCCUAUGCAGAUCCUGGAUUCUUGCAUUUCUCUUGAGAAGGAUCUGCGCGCCCGUGUAAGUGAGUGGAGCCCACAACAAUGUUUGGGUGACGUGUUUCUUAAGUUCUGUGGUCGGUUAAAGAUCUACACCAAUUAUUGCAACAACUACACGACCAUUCUGUCAUCCAUUGAGCGCUGUAUGGAACAGUCACCAGGAUUCAGGGCGUUCUUGAAGAGGCACAAUAGGUCGGCGAGGACUAAAAUGUUAACUAUUCAGGAGAUUCUGUUGUACCCAACACGUCGGAUCCUCGAGUACACUACCUUACUCAGCAUGUUAGAGACUCACACCCCACCAGACCAUGCUGACAGGGCCGACUUGGCCCAAGCCAUUGCCAUGCUGAAGGACCUGGCUGAAUUCAUUGCUGAGAGCAAAAUGCGAGUCCAACACGAGAAGGAAAUUGUCCGUCUGCAGAAGUCGAUCUUGAGCUGCCCCUGCUUGUUGGAAGCUAACCGGUACCUGAUCCGUCAUGAGGAUAUGGCGCUUUUGAGAGCUCCGUCUGAUGACGUCGCUCCUGAGCUCAAGAUCUACCAACACAUCGAGAUGUUGGGCCUGUAUCUGUUCAACGAUGCCCUGCUGAUCACGCGACGGACAACGAAACACUUCCCGUAUGAACAGUGCAUGGAGCAUACAUAUAAAAUGGACAUGAGUCUCGCACUGAAAACUAUCAAAGUGGAAGAUAUCGCAGAUUCGAAGUAUGUGAGGAAUGCAUUCAAGAUGACUACAUCGAAGAAGAGCUGGAUAUGUUCCGCUGAUAACGUGGAUGCCAAAUACAACUGGAUGACAAUAUUGGAGAGUGCGAUAAGGGCAGCUAUGUAACUUGAUUAGGUUGACUGAGGUUUGAGAAAAUCUCAAACUCUACCAUGGUCUGAGAUGUUUGAAUAUCUCACAUCAUUGUACACUGUUUAAAAUCAUUCAAAUACAGAAGAACCUCUGUGCUGUCCUUACUAGAGAGGUGUCCUGGUUAGAGAGGUAAAAUUGAAUGGAAACAACCAACUUGGGACCAAACCUAGUGUCCUUAAUAAAGAGGUUGUCCUUAAUAGAGAGGUGUCCGCUAAGGGAGGUUCCACUGUGUUGUAAUCAGAGAAUACUAAAUUGUGAAUCGGAGCAUUUGAAAUGCCUUGUUAUGGAUCAUGCACAAUUUAAAAUAUUGAAAAGUUUGAGAAAACUUUUCGGAUUAGGAGGAAGAGAGGGGUGAAGAGCUGUUAUCCUGGCUGGUUUUGCAGGAGCCAAACAGGCAUCUAGAGUUUAUUAUCAUGGCACACACUUUGUGUAUUUACUGUUUGAGGCAAGAUCACAUUGGCAACUGAUUGUAUUGCUAGGUGUGCAACCUGCUUUACUGAAGAUGGAAGGCAUUGUAUGCUUCUGUGCGUGUCUAUUUUGUAAAUUUUCCUGUAAUUGCUCAAAUUGUCUUGGUGUUAUUGACUUAUAUGUAAGAAAGUUGAUGUUUUACAUAGAAAACCUUUCAGUACCGCAGUGUAGACACCCAUCCAUUUUACACCAAUUUAUAUGUUUAAAUCUAUUCUAAUACCUGUUUGAUUUUUGUUACAUUUUAUGAAAUUUUGAUGACCUUGUUGAUAUCCACGAAUUAGAAACGGCAGUGCUUUUGCACAUCUAAUCUUUCCCCAAAACCAAUGUUAAUCAAUUCUGUGAGGGUAUAUCUACAAUUAGCAUUUGUAGUUAGAUUGUUUAGCUUUUGUGAAGUUAGAGAAAUAAGAAAGACAGGCAACAUAGAGAGAAUCCACGCUGCUAUGUAUUAAAAAAUGUUGAGUGGGUAUAGUAUUUUUGGCAGAUAAUGCAGUAGAAUGUGAUAUUUAUUGUGGUGAAAAUGCCAAAUCUAAUUGGUGCACAAAUCCAGUUUUAUGCUGACUAUAGUUUAUUUUUGUAGAGUAUAGAGUUUACCUAGCAACUUGUGGAUAGUAAAUAAUAUUUAUUGUAUCAGAACCUUAUCUUUCUAUAACCUGAUUGACACUUUAUUUUGAUCAAUAAUCGAAGUGAUUCAGUGAUUCAUGAAAAAGUGUACAGUGAUUAAUGAAAUACUGGUCUCAACAAACCUUCUUGUAAACUGUAACUAUGGCUGAUCUAUGACUUUGUAGGAAAUUGCAAUGAAAAAGAGAGGAUUAGUUAUAGAAGCAUAGUAAAGUAGAAAACAACGUUUAGGUAUAGAAUUGUAUGAUUAUUUUGAGGUAAAUUGUUUUGGCUAAGUAAGUUGUUUCAAAAUGAGAAAGGGGGAGAAAUUAGAUGAAUUCCCCGAGAUUGGGAGGGGGGGUCAUUUUAGAAUAUUGUUAUAGGCACUGCCCACAUUAACUUUGCUGAGUGAAGGGCUGGUAAAUCUAUUUCAUGCUGUUACUGUCGUGCACAAACAUUCAGAGUGCAAUGAAUAGAAAUUGGAACUGUUUUGAUCAAACUUUAGUUUUUGCUUUAUGUAAGAACACAGUGAUGAUAGUUUAAUAAAGA